Populus euphratica (Euphrates poplar) is the source of this 1694-nucleotide messenger RNA. RefSeq names its product UDP-glucuronic acid decarboxylase 2-like. Lineage: Eukaryota; Viridiplantae; Streptophyta; Magnoliopsida; Malpighiales; Salicaceae. The transcript has 7 exons. The coding region runs from base 187 to 1521 and encodes 444 amino acids. The record is from RefSeq and is a predicted model, not a curated record. Gene Ontology annotation, biological process: D-xylose metabolic process. Gene Ontology annotation, cellular component: cytoplasm. Gene Ontology annotation, molecular function: NAD+ binding; UDP-glucuronate decarboxylase activity.
CCCUUCCUCCUUAAAUAUCGAAACCAAACACGUAACCCAAAUCUACACCAUCACCACCUCCGUGAAUCGAAGGUGAGAGAGCUUCUCUCCCGGCGAGCCUGUCUCUCGUUUAGAAUUGACCCAAACACUCCCCACACGAAAAGGCAUUUUUGUUUCUUUGUUGGUUCUUGUGAUCUGAUACAAAAGAUGGGAUCCUCGGAGCUGAUUUUUAGAGGUCAUGACGAGACUCAAACAACAUCUGAUGCUUACUCACCUAAGCCACCGAAGCCAUGGCUCGCCGUCACCCGACCCAUUCGUUACCUGCUUCUUGAGCAGCGACUCGUCUUUAUCCUCGUCGGCAUUGCUAUUGCCACUCUUUUCUUCACUCUCCUGCCUUCUUCCUCUUCAUCAUCCCCUUACGAACACGAUCCAAUUCCAAACACUUUCUCUCACUUCUCUCAUGAGUUAACAACCCCUAUGCGUUACAAAUACUACGAGCCCCUUCGGGUAGGAUUCCAAUCAGCCAGUUCCGGCGGCAAGAUUCCGCUGGGACUCAAGAGUAAAAGUCUCCGAAUCGUUGUUACGGGUGGGGCUGGGUUUGUUGGGUCUCACUUAGUGGACCGUCUGAUCGCUAGAGGAGAUAGCGUGAUCGUGGUGGAUAAUUUUUUCACGGGAAGGAAAGAGAACGUGAUGCACCAUUUUAAGAACCCGAGAUUUGAGUUAAUCAGACACGAUGUUGUCGAGCCACUGUUGCUAGAAGUGGACCAGAUCUACCAUCUUGCUUGUCCCGCAUCGCCUGUUCAUUACAAGCACAACCCGGUCAAGACAAUAAAGACUAACGUCGUGGGCACAUUGAAUAUGUUGGGUUUGGCUAAGAGAGUUGGUGCUAGGUUUUUGCUUACCAGCACCAGCGAGGUUUAUGGUGAUCCUUUACAGCAUCCUCAGGUCGAGACGUACUGGGGCAACGUUAAUCCCAUCGGUGUCAGGAGUUGUUACGAUGAAGGAAAGAGAACUGCUGAGACAUUGACGAUGGACUAUCAUCGAGGUGCUGAUGUAGAGGUUAGGAUUGCUAGAAUUUUCAAUACUUAUGGACCUCGAAUGUGCAUAGAUGAUGGCCGUGUUGUUAGUAAUUUUGUUGCUCAGGCACUAAGGAAGGAGCCUAUGACUGUUUAUGGUGAUGGGAAACAGACAAGGAGUUUUCAAUUUGUUUCUGAUUUGGUUGAGGGUCUGAUGCGCCUUAUGGAAGGAGAACACGUAGGGCCUUUCAAUCUUGGAAAUCCGGGUGAAUUCACCAUGCUCGAGCUUGCUCAGGUGGUCCAGGAAACCAUAGACCCAAAUGCAAGGAUAGAAUUCAGGCCUAACACAGAAGAUGACCCACACAAGAGAAAACCUGAUAUUACAAAGGCUAAAGAUCUCCUUGGCUGGGAACCUAAGAUAUCCCUUCGUCAAGGUCUGCCAAUGAUGGUCUCAGACUUCAGGCAACGCAUCUUCGGUGACCACAAGGAAGAAGGUAGUGGUCGCAGCAGCAAGAACAGCAGAUGAGCGUUGUUCUCUGAGGAAUAGAUUUGGAGCUGUUCUUUUGGCCUUUGUUUGAGCCAUCUUUGUAAUUUCAAUGGUACUGUCCCCUUCAAAGAAUGUCAGGCGGUGAGCCCUGCAAUUAAAAUUAAAAUUUACCUAGUUUUUGAUGCAAUUGAUAUGUCUAGCAGCAUUAGAAA